Molecule: messenger RNA, 6625 nt
Organism: Notolabrus celidotus (New Zealand spotty)
Lineage: Eukaryota; Metazoa; Chordata; Actinopteri; Labriformes; Labridae
Product: fidgetin-like
Exons: 3
Coding region: 217-2511 (764 amino acids)
Molecular function (GO): ATP binding; ATP hydrolysis activity; microtubule severing ATPase activity
Source: RefSeq, a predicted model, not a curated record
AGUGUGAGAAGCAGCUGUUCAGGGCUGGUGAAAUUCCAACAUGGCAGUGGCUGUGGUCAGUGUUUCCUGCGCUAACUUGGGAUGGUUUCAGCUCGCACGCAACCCGGCUUAACCUCAGCAGCACCCCGUUCCUCAGCAGCACCCCUCCCCUGGAUCGAUGCGACCCUAACCCCCCGCACGUGAGAGGUCGACCUGUCGCUAAAAAAGCAGCACGAGAUGAUCAGCAGCAGCAGCAGCGUCUAUGGCUUAAAGAUGCAGUGGACCCCCGAGCACAGCCAGUGGGCCGAACAGCACUUCGACAUCUCCUCCACCACGCGCUCGCCAGCUCACAAGGCCGAGGCGUACAGGGCGGUGCCCGGCCACCUACAGCGCUCCGCCACCUACCAGUACGCCUGGGCCAAUGACGACAUCUCAGCCCUUACCGCCUCCAACCUGUUGAAGAAGUAUGCCGAGAAGUACUCCGGCAUUCUCGAGAUGCCGGGCGCUUACUCCGAGGGGCCAGGAGUGAUGAAUGGACGGAAAGGUGAAUCAGAACCUUGGCAGGAUGGCGUCUAUCCCAUGAGCUGUAUCCCAGAGGGGGUGUCUAUCAGAAAAGGUGGGGUGGCAGCAGCUUCAGAGGUGGUGUCUGGCAUGUGCAGCUCCCCGGGCUUGGCUUCUAGCACCCUGAGCGAACCCAGCUAUUCCAGCAGCAGCUGUGGGAGCCACGCCGCCACCGCGCUCCACACCUCCUCCAUGCCCUCUCAGGAAUACGGCCCCGCAUACAGCGGCUCCUACCUGCACAGUAGUUACAGCUCCCAGUCUGCCCCCACCCCGGCACUUCCUUCCCCCCUGCACAGCUCUGGGCUCCUGCAGCCGCCCCCUCCGCCGCCCUCCCACCCCACUUUAGUCCCAGCUUACAAUGGAGGCUCCCCUAACUUGUCUAGUUAUAAUUACCCCCCAGCAGGCUACCCAGCUCAGAGCUCAGUAGGGCCAGGGUACAGCCCUGGGGGGGCGCCCCCUCCUUCCUCAUACCUCCCCUCAGGCAUUGCUGCACCUACACCUCUUCCCCCUCCUUCUACUUUACCUGGAUACCCAUACCAGAGCCACAACCUGACCCCGAUUGCCCCCACUCCUCUCAACAGUAGCUCCUCUAAUUCACUGAAGAGGAAAGCCUUCUACAUGACGGGCCAAGGAGAGAUUGACUCUUAUGGUAACUUCGGCUAUGGCCAGGCUCGGAGCGCGUCUGAGAGCCCCAUGUACAGGAUAGCAGACAGCAGCAGUACAAACGGAGGCUCCAACAGUGCCAGUGGUGGUGGAUUUGACCGAAGUGCAGAAAAGUCAUCCUUACCGUUUAAUCCUCAGAAGUCCUCGAUGUCGUCAGAGCAGCAGCAGAGGAAGUACAGCAGCCAGGCAACAGGUGGACCAAUGACUCCGCCAACGUAUGUUUCCUCCACCCUGGGGAGUUCUCGCUCUGCAGAUUCUCUUGUCAACUUCACCUCCCCCUCCCUCAGUGAGCAAGGUGCUGAGGACCACCGCCUUCACAUCCCCCACUCAGCACCAGGGCCUACCUCCGCCUCAUCCAAUCCCUCCUCCAGGCCUGCUGAAGAGCAGCUGAAAACCAGUGACCCUCACCUCCUCGACAUGGUUACCUCUGAAAUUGUUCAGCAAGGCCCCCCAGUGGAUUGGUGUGACAUCGCAGGACUUGAACUUGCCAAGGCAACCCUUAAGGAGGAGGUCCUUUGGCCAAUUCUGCGCCCAGACAUGUUCAGCAGUUUAGGACCAGCUCCACGGUGUGUGUUGCUCUUUGGACCCAGGGGCAGUGGCAGAACUUUGCUGGGACGCUGCUUGGCAAGCCAACUGGGAGCACCGUUCCUCCAGCUCAGUGGUUCCACGUUGGCCACUAAGUGGCUGGCGGACGGAGAAAAGAUUUUAAGAGCUUCAUUCCUGGUGGCCCGCUGUCGGCAGCCCUCAGUACUGUUCAUAAGUGAGGUGGACAUGCUGCUGUCAGCCCACCUCAGCGAAGAGAGUCCCAUCAACCGCCUGAAGGGGGAGCUACUUUCCCAGCUGGACUCUCUUCUCAUGGGCUCGGGUGAGGAUGGGAGCAACCAAGUGUUGGUGGUUUGUUCCACAAGCAGACCCCAGGACAUGGACGAAGGGCUGCGCAGGUACUUUUCUCGUAGGGUGCUCGUGCCCCUGCCGGACAGCACAGCCCGGCACCAGAUCGUGAGCCAGCUCCUGGCUCAAUCUCAGCACAAAUACUGCUUGAGCGAGGAGGAGCUGGCGCUGCUGGUCCAGCGUACCGAGGGUUUCUCUGGACUGGACCUGGCCAGAUUCUGCCAGGAGGCCCUGGUUGGUCUGUUACACGCCUCUGCACAGGGCAUGGACAUGACGGGUAUGAUGCCCAGGGGACAGGUCAGGCCACUUACCUACCAGGACUUUGAGAGUGUCUUUUGUAAAUUCCAAGCCAGUAUAUCGCAGAAAGAGAUUGACACAUACACUGAGUGGAACAAAAUGUUCGGCUGCAGCCAGUGAAAGGAAGGAUUCCGCCCUUGAGAAAAAGAGGCAUCCACAUUUCCUCCCCUCAGGGCAGAAGCAUUGUGCUGGAGGGAAAGGCACACAGAAGGCCAACACAAGCCCACAGAGUUCUCACAAGCAGGGUUUAGAUGCACCAAGAGAGACCUGGUUUUGAUGAGACAACUGGCAGUUUUGCAGUUAAUGAGCAAGAGUUUUAAUUUGAAUUCUUGACACUCCGGAAAGCCAGGCGUUGUUUACACAUUGCAAGCAAGUUGGCUUCAGAAGAGACGCCCCAGUGUCUGUGUAUAUAUCUUUAUGUUCUUGUUCUUGAGAUUUAGUUGGCUAUCCAAGUGCCUGAAGUGGUGCUUUCUGAGUUUCUUUCUUUUAUUUGCCUCACAAUCUACAUUCAUGGCAUGAGCUGACGAUUAUUAAGAGCUUUAAAACUUCAACGGUGAGUCUGAAAAACAGAGAUUGACAGAAGCCAUAGGCGGUGGUCAAUCAGUCUUUAUUGUCUUGCUUAGAGCAGUAAUCCAUCAGGGUGGCAGUAGUCUGGGCCCUGACUCACACUCAUCUCUUCUGAUCCUUUGUCUGCAAAGCAAACAAACGUAACAAACAAAACUCAGGAAAGCGUUUGUGAAUUGUAUAGUACCUCAAGAUACCUUGACAAAAAGCACUAAGAUCUGAGGGGGGAAUCCGAGGUGGUUUGGCAGUUUAGUUAAACAGUGUUAGGUGUUCCUCAGCUGGCUAGGAUAAACAGCAAAGAGGUGACAAUGAAUGUAAUAGAUAUGUUCUGGAGUGAUGGAACAUAAUCAACAGUGAGACUAAAAAACAUGAUUUCCUUUUCCUCACAGCAGGUGUGUUACUCACCUGUUUGUACUUGACCAAUCCUGAAGCUUGUUUCCAUAGCUCUUUAAAAAAAUGUUAAACCACGUUGCCCUGCUUUGUCGUUUGGGGGGUUUUCACAGGCGGACAGGUGUAGGGUGGUGGGAGUUGUGUAUUUAUUAAAACAACAUAAUCAUUGUUUGUAUUAUGCGAUCGAGGCUUCGUGGUCAGGCUGCAUGGUGGCUUCAUCCGUUUGUCGGCUAACUUUUGCGCUAACUUGUGAUACUGUGGAGUGAGGGAGACGUGUCCUCUGAGAUGAUGCACUGAAACACCACCAAAAAAUUCUAAUGAACUGUUACGGCGUCCAAGAAUUGAUCAAUCUUAUGGGAAACAUCUAGUCUUCUUUAUUACCAAGAGUUAAAUGUGAGGCUAACUGGCUACAUGCUAAUGCUAGUGCCAAGAAACUGUUGAAUGCUAAGGGGAACAUGCUAGUUCUCUUUCUUGCCAAGAGUAAAAUGUUAAGCUAAUCUAACUAAUGUUACAAAAUUACAAGAAACACGCUAGUUUUCUUCCCACCAACAGUUAAACAUGGAGCAAACUGGCUUUAAGUUAAUGCUAGCACUAAAGAAAGCUAUAACAAAGCUAUAGGAGGUAUGCUAGCUUCUGUCUAACUACGCCUUAUUGUGAGCUAGCCACUAUCUAAUGCUACUAGCUGGCUAGCUUCACUUGAUAAUGAAUUAGAAAGGAGCAAUGACAAGGCCAAAAAAAAAGAGACAAAAUGUAUCAAAGUUUGCCGUUAAGCUAACAGGCGUCUUGCUAUAGGCUAGUUUUAAACCAACAAGGUUUAGCUGUGUCAAUUUUUUUAUGAUAUUAUUUAAUUUUUGAGGUAAUUUACUCGCUAGCUAGCUUUCCUAGUGUUAAAAUAUCAAAUUGAGACUGUUAACUUGGUUUGGCGUGGCUUAGCUUUGCUUAGCUAGCAUACUAGGGACAUUAAACAGUAAAACCAAUAGAUGGCUGUGUUAAAAGUGAACAAACCCAGGUAUAUACAUUGUUAUAUGUGUAUAUGAUUAUAAAUUGUUGAGUUAUAUGACAUCAGAAGUGUUAAAAGAGACAUUUGAGCAUUUUAUUAGCAGUUCUAAAUCUAAUCUCACUCUUGGCAUUAAAGUAAAACGGCACAUUUCCUAAAAUGUUGGACUUUCCUUUGAAAUCAGUGACAUCAAAGACAUACUUCUCUUUGUUUGGGAAGUAAACAUUGGACUUCCCGUUUAUUGUUUAGUAUACAGCAGCUGGUUUUCAUAACAGGCUUCACAACUUGUAAACAACAUAGGGUUGUUCAUGGUGUUACCUGUAUUUGAACUGGAGUAGCUGCAGAACAGGAUACAACUCCUGUAAUUUAAAUUAGGUAAGGUCAUUGACCCCGUACAUCUUAACAUCUAUAAUUAUUACACAAGUGGAAAGAGAAAAAUCAGGAGUAAAUCACUGUUUGGUGCAGGUCACAGGUCAUUUGAUGAUAGUAAUUCUAACUGAUGGACGCCUCUUAGUGUUGUUAUGAAUACUGUCCAACCAAAUCUGAGACAAAGUUAACACAAGUGACUAUAAGACGAGUUCUAAUCAAAAUAUUGAUUACAGUCAUGAUCAAACUAAUCAAAUCCAAACCCACGUCAGUAUUUUUCCAGUUUUAUUUUUCACAGGCGGCACAAAGCACCUCAUCCAAACACAUCUGGAUACUUCAGCCAACUGAGAAGCUUUGAAACCCAAUAGAGGAAUUUUGGCAUUAUUCUUGAAGGUCCCUCUUCCCUAAAGGUUACCUUGUGUUACAUUGGAAUGUAUUUUUUGUCUCCUCCUCCUCGUCACUCUGUAAGACGCUCUCUUUAAGCACUACCGUUGUGACAUAGGAAGAUAGCUUAAUGUACGUGUUUUUUUCAGAUGUAUCAUUGGCAGCGCUUGAUUUGUCUCGUCUGAUAUUAACCCUGAAGGAGAUUUCAUUCGCCACUUCCUGUCUUAUUGUUUUAUUAGGAGUUCGGAGCUACACUCUGUACGCUCAGGCCCAGCUCUGUGUUGCUAUCUCUGAUCUGAGCGCCAUCAGUGCAGCACCUGAUGUGGAAGGAGGGAGGAGGGAGGAGGGAGUGGGGGGGUGGAGAAAGUUCUGCUGAGCGUCAGCAAAAUUGACGGAAAGGAAAGGAAAGACAGCCAGGCAGCGUGGCGGCAGCACAAGGGGAAAGCAGAGUGGUCCGUCAGAAAAACCACCCUCAAAACAAUCUGUACCAGAAUUCCUUCUGUCAGCAAAUCCUCUGGAGAGAGAGUCCCCUUAGACAGAAAAACCUACUAAUGCACUUCAGAGCACACAUCAACAGCACAGGCGUUUCUCUCUCUCCACAGCCGACGAACAAACGACUUGAAACACACCGGUCAAUGCUACGCUUGUUUGUUGCGUGUUCUGUGGUCCUUCUUUUGUGUCUCGACCUCUUUUCUUUUUUUUUCUACAUGGUGUUUGAUUCUAGCUUUCUUUUCUUUUCUGGGAACCUUUCUUUAAAUGGACGCUUGAGUUCCUCUUUAAAGCAUUUCUACCUCAUGGCUACAAAACACACGUGGUAUUUGAUUUUACGUCUUUCCAAAUGUCAGACAUUUGUGAAAAAUGCAUUGAAAAAAAAAUCACAAAAAAAAGAAGAAAAAAAAAACAGAAGAAGAAGAAGAAAGAAGGAGGAGGAGAGUAACACCAUGACGUUUUGCGCAGUCUACCUCAGAUGACUGUACUUAAAACAUUUAGCUGAUGGUGCAACCACAGGCUGCAGCAUAGCCUAUAGUGUGUGUGUCUCUGUCACUGUGUCAGGUCAGAGCUAUAGGCGAAACACACACACACACACACACACACACACACACACACACACACACACACACCUGCUAACACUGACAUCAAAAACACACUCACAAGCGUUUGUGAGGACGGAACAGUUGGGGUCGCCUUUAAGGUGACCCGGAAAUGUAUAAUCCAAUACAUUUGCUUUAAUCUUUUGUGAACUACUGUGGUUGUGCGCGUGUGAAUGUGUAUAUAUGUGGGCACACUCUUCUUUUUUUUAUUUAGUGUGUUGAAUUUUAUAAAUUGUUAGUAUAUAUAACACACUUGCACAACUUUAAACCAGAGUGUAACGUGUUUCUGUUGUACAUACCUAUACAUACAAUACAAAAUGCACCACUUGUUUAUAUGUGUGAAUAUGUUGCCAUACUUGCAGUCAACUUAAAUGUAUUUUCAUGUAAUCUUAGGUACAAGCAGCAACAAACGAUUCAUUAAAGACAUUUUCUUGGGAGAUUA